CUAAGAUACAGUCUGUGGGGAGGCAGCCCGAGUGAUGAAGGGAGGAGAUGAUGGAUGAUAUUUCACCAGCGCUAUUUGUUUGCCGUUAUGUUGGGGAUAAUAAAAACUUGAUUUCACUUAUUUUCUUUAGAUCUGGCUCGUGAAACCGCACGCUGCACUCAGUUCGUUCCAUUGCAGGUGUGCGCUGUGAUCAUCGGUUGCAAAAUUACUAUAAUAAAUGGUUUUGGAGCUGGCAGCGCCCGCAAGUGCAGGCCCUUUGCUACAGCGCUCCAUCCCGCAUAUCGAGCGUGUUUUCCGGGUUAGGGUCAGCUACUGCUCCGCUGAGUCAAACUGCGACAGUGCUAAUGGAAGCAACUCAAGCAACAGUAUCACUGUAAUUAUUCAGGACGGCAACGAGGAUGACUGCGUCAAAGCUAAAGAGUACAUAGUGUCCCUGAUUGCUCCUGCCCACCACCGUCGAGUGCGCCUGACUCUGUCCCUGCACCGGAGGCUGCAGACACUGCACUCGGCCAUCGAAUAUGAGACAGGCGCUGUGCUGACGCUCCGCGAGCAUGCCGUGGUACUGCAGGGCGGAGAGGCUCAGGUGACCGCCGCGUGGGCCAUGCUGCAGCAGCGGCCCAGGAUGGAGCCACGAGCGCCGCGCCGCGAGCUGUUGCCGACACUAUCGGCCGCUACUGCAGCCACAGAGGAGGAGGAGGAGAGGAGCAGCUCGGAGAGCGAGGCGGAGCAACAGGCCAAGGUCGGGGUUGGAACGGGCAGGAGGAGAGAGCCACUAAUGGCAACCAAGCCUCACCGGCAGCUGUGCCGGUCACCCUGCCUAGACCGGCCCAGCUUCAGCCAGAGCAGCACCCUGCAGGAGCUGAGGACCGAGGACGGCAGCCGCGCUGGCCCUGGAGCCCCAGCAGGGGGCCCAGCACGGCAGGCCAGCGAGCGUGACUACCAGUCCAAGAUGGACUUCGCGCUCAAGCUGGGCUACUCGGGCGAGCAGGUGGAGUCUGUGCUCGGCAAGCUGGGCUCCGGGGCGCUCAUCAAUGACGUGCUCGCCGAACUGGUCAGACUGGGCAACAAGGGCGAGCUGGAGGCCCAGGGUGGUUUGGGGCAGGCCACAUUGGCCCCCCACGGCCCCGGGGUCAAGGAGGCGGUCAGCCCAGAGGCCUCGCUGGAGGAGGAGUCCGUGGAUAGCUCGGACAACCUGAGACCAAUCGUCAUUGAUGGCUCCAAUGUAGCCAUGAGCCAUGGAAACAAAGAGGUUUUCUCCUGCAUGGGGAUUCAGCUGGCAGUGGAUUGGUUCCUGGAGAAAGGCCACAAAGACAUCACAGUGUUUGUGCCUGCGUGGAGGAAAGAGCAGUCCAGACCCGACGCCCCCAUCACAGAUCAGGAGAUUCUCCGGAAGCUGGAGAAAGAGAAGAUCCUGGUGUUCACCCCCUCCCGCCGCGUUCAGGGACGCCGCGUGGUGUGCUAUGACGACCGCUUCAUCGUCAAGCUCGCCUGCGACUCCGACGGCAUCAUCGUCUCCAACGACAACUACCGCGACCUUCAGAACGAGAAGCCGGAAUGGAAGAAGUUCAUCGAGGAACGCCUCCUCAUGUUCUCCUUUGUCAAUGACAAGUUUAUGCCUCCGGAUGACCCUCUAGGAAGACAUGGUCCCAGUUUAGAGAACUUCCUACGGAAGCGUCCGGUGGUACCUGAGCACAAGAAGCAGCCUUGUCCUUACGGAAAGAAAUGCACCUACGGUCACAAGUGCAAGUACUACCACCCCGAAAGGGCCAACCAGCCGCAGCGGUCAGUGGCCGACGAGCUCCGUGCCUUCGCCAAACUCUCGGCGGUCAAGACAAUGAGCGAGGGAGCCCUGGCCAAGUGCGGGACCACGGGCAGCAUCACCUCCAAGGGCGAGGCAGGCUCGGAGGCCAAGCGUGUGGCGCCCAAACGCCAGUCGGACCCCAGCAUCCGCUCGGUGGCAUGUGAGCCGGAGGAGCGGCUGUGUCCGGCGCGGAAGGCCGAGGCCAGCUCGGUGCCGUCGCUGGUGACGGCGCUCAGCGUGCCCACCAUGCCACCGGCCAAGAGCCACGCGGCUGCUGGCGCACUCAACACGCGCUCGGCAAGCAGCCCCGUGCCGGGCUCCAUGCACUUCACCCACAGCCUGCUGGAGCACGCGGGCAGCGUCGGGUACCCGCCCAUCCUGGUGACCAACAGCCACGGCGCCUCGGUGGCCUACGGCGAGCCCUUCCCCAAGUACGACUCGGUGGUGAGUGACCACGGCUACUACUCCAUGCUCAGCGACUUCUCCACUAUGAGCCUGGGCAGCAUGCAGGGCCUGGACAGCUUCUGCAGCCUGGAACAGCCGGAGCCCGGUGGUGGUGGUGGUGGGGCCGGCACUUACCCCAGCCGCCCGCCGAGCUUGUGUCCCGAGCCCUGCCGCAGCCACUCGUCCGACUCGUUCUCCUCCUACGGGGACUCGUACCUGAGCUCCAUGGAGGGAUCCAUGGACGAUGGCGGCGGGGGCAUGAAGGGUCAGUCACAGCAGCCUCCGCCGUCAAUGGCCCAGACGCAGUCGGUGUCGCAGUCGCGGCUGCAGGCCUUUGCGCACGGCUUCCACCACGAGGCGCUGACGCGCGUGCAGAGCUACGGCUCAGACGAGCCCAAGCCGGGCCCCCGCAAGCAGACGUCGGCCCACCUGGUGCCCCAUGUGCAGCACGCAGUGGUGGGCGCCCGUUCCAGCUGCCCCGGCGACUACCCGCAGCUGCCCCAGAACGUGCUGCCGCCCUCGGCGUCGGUGCUGACGUCGACAGCGUCGUGUCCGGCGCCGCAGGGCCGCUCGCUGGGCAUGACGCGCAUGGACAGCAUCUCCGACUCGCGACUAUACGAGAGCAACCCGCAGCGCCAGCGGAGGCCACCGCUGUGCCGCGAGCAGCAUGCCAGCUGGGACCCACUGCCCUGUGGCAUCAACGAGCAGCCGUACGGCUAUGGCGGCUACGGCCUGACCGGCGGCCUCAUGCCUUGUUGCGAGCGCGUCAUGGUGCGCAGCAUGCCCGAGAAGAUGGAGCAGAUCUGGCGCUCGCCCUGGGACACCCCGCCACCUCCGUCGCACCAGGCCAGCGGCGCCGGACACCCGAUGGACCAGCAGGAGCGCCAUCCCAUCCCCGAGCACCAAUACCAAACCUACCGAAACCUCUGCAACAUCUUCCCAGCCUACGUAGUCCACACGGUCAUGGAGAAGAACCCGCACCUUACCGACCCCCAGCAGCUGGCCGCACUCAUCGUCUCCAAGCUGCGCCACUGAAGGUGGGCUGGCAACCUCACCGCAUCCGCCCACCUCUGCCCGCGACUGCCCACGCCUGCCCACGCCUGCAGGGGUCAGGGAGAGACAGGAGACACAGGAGAGAUUUGCUAGCAAAUGGAAAUAGGAAUCUGGUUUUGUACGAAAUAUCUACAGUCAGUAUAUAUAUAUAUAUAUAUAUAUA
Molecule: messenger RNA, 3461 nt
Organism: Alosa sapidissima (American shad)
Lineage: Eukaryota; Metazoa; Chordata; Actinopteri; Clupeiformes; Clupeidae
Gene: zc3h12b
Product: zinc finger CCCH-type containing 12B
Exons: 8
Coding region: 218-3280 (1020 amino acids)
Cellular component (GO): cytoplasmic ribonucleoprotein granule; nucleus
Molecular function (GO): mRNA binding; metal ion binding; RNA endonuclease activity
Source: RefSeq, a predicted model, not a curated record